UGUAGUAAUGGCUGCUGAAGUUUCUCCGGUAUCGACUCCGACCAAAAAAACCACAGAUAACUUUGUGAAAAGUAUCGUUUUGACAGGAACAGGUGGGUACGACAAACUACAGAUUAAAUAUGGACCGAAACCAGUCCCGAAAGCAGGCGAACUUAUUGUCAGAGUUAAAGCAUGUGGCCUGAAUUUUGCGGAACUCGGUGUGCGGCAAGGACUCUACGAUCGGCCAAUAAAGCCACCUUGCGUUCUCGGGUUAGAAGCUUCGGGAAUUGUAGAGGAACUGGGCGAAGGCGUGUCGGAGUUCAAGGUUGGAGACAGGGUGCUAUGCAUGAAGGACUUUGGACUGUGGACAGAGCUAGUGGCGAUACGCGAGGAACAAUGUUUCGCGAUGCCCGAUGGCAUGUCUUUCGAAGAGGGUGCUGCUCUGCCUGUCAACUAUGUAACCGCCUAUCUCAUGCUGUUUGAGUUUGGAAACCUGAAACGCGGCAAGAGUGUGUUGAUACACAUGGCUGCUGGUGUAGAUAUUGUCCUCGAUCCUCUAUCCGGGACAGAUGCGGUCAAGGGAUUCCAGCUUCUGAAGCCCAUGGGCAAGAUCAUUCACUUUGGAAUGGCGAACAUGGUGCGCGGGGAGGUACGAAGCAUCUUCUCUGUCGCGAAGACCUGGUGGCAGAUGAACAGCAUCUCUCCGAUGGAGCUUAUCAGCAAGAACAAGGCUAUUUGUGGCUUCCACAUGGGUCACCUCACAGGUGAGAUGGAGCUGUUACGCUCAACAAUGCUCGAAAUUCUCGACUUAUACAAGAUGGGCAAGAUCAAGCCAAAGAUCGACUCCAUCUGGCCCUUUGAGCAGGUGGGACGCGCGAUGGCCCAAAUGCAUGACAGGAAGAACAUCGGAAAAUGCAUCCUCUCACCGGACUCUCCUGCAGAUGCCGACGUUCCUAUGGCAACCAACUCCAUCUUGGAAGCUCGGCAGUCCGUGGAGGAGGCAGAUAGUCACUAGGGGCCGUGGGUUAAGGAGGUGAUCAUGUCAGGAGAGGGGGGGGUGGUCGGCUAGUUGUAGUCUCAUGAGUGAGGAGAAAAGAAGAGUGUCAGCGAUAGAUUGUAGUCUUGCAGUUGAGUGAAGAAGAAGUGAAGAGAAGCAAAUGUAAAGACAAGAGGGAGUAGUAGGAAGAAAAACUGCUGAGUGACGUUCACAAACGUAUCAAUCGUAUACGGGUUGAAAAAGGGGAAAGAGAGGGGAAAAGGGAUUGCAGGGGAAAAGCAAAAGCUUAUUAUAUUGAUCAAAUGGAUUAGAUGCGUAGGUAUUCAUUAAUCAAAGCAGCUAACGAAAUUUUAAACGAAUAAUUUCCAUGGGCAUCGAUUCUUUCAAGGUCAUUAAUUCUGCUGAAGGUUAUAAAGUUUUACUCCUCAAAAGUUAUAAAGGUCGAAGAUUGCGCAGUUUGGACUGGCCGCACUCCAUCCUACAAUCAAUAUUCUCCAUGUUUCUUUGACUGUUUCCGAGUAGCCAAUCAUGUCUCCAGAAAUUAUCUUGCUCGCUAAAUUUGGGUGACGUAAAACCUGGUUACUAAACACAGGCAUAUAACACACACAUACUUGGCAUUCAAGUCAAUGCGAGCAAUUCGUAGCACUUCGUUUCCAUCAGCAGUGCAUGGUAUUAUAGGAAUAUAAUUCUAGAGAAACAGAGGAGAACAUCCUCAAAUAUUAUGUGGUUUUGUCAUCAGGCACAUGGUUUUUAAUAGGCAGACUGGCAUUUGGUUGUGUUUAUGUUACGUUCCAGUUGUUAUGUCGAGAUGCACUUUUAGAGUGUUAACUUUUAUUGUCACUAGCUGUACACUAUGUCCUAGCUACAACAUGCUUUGAUAUUCUCCCCUGGCCAGCAUUUACAAUUUAAUUAAACAUGGCCGCAUUCGGAUUUGCGAAUAUAUCAAUGAUUCUCGCAGAUGAAUGUGCAAUGAACCAAGUAAAAAUUCUGCCUGCAUCAGUCCUCAAGGGUAGAGGACCUUGCAUCGUUAGUUGAAUACUAUGGUGAUAGCUAAUUGCACGAGGUCUGCUUGACAGGAUAACCAUAUGCAUCCAAUUGCAUUUACUGACCCCUCGUUGCUCGGUGAAUGUUGAAGUCAACAGUCAGGCCGUGAGGAAGUUGUUGUUACAAAACAACAAGCCGACUACCUGUCAUAACUGAAUCACGCUGGUUGAAUCAUAUUAUCAUUUAUUAAUUAGUUUAAUUGAUUAAUACUGUAACCAGAGUUCAGCACUGUACUGUUUUCUACUCACGGAAGAUUCAUUACCAUCGGUGAUUUCAUUAGUCGUUUACUGCUGCCAUAAUCAUGCAUGAAGCAGGCUUGAGAAAUGCUUGCAUUCUGUCAAGGUAAGCACAUGUUACUGCACAUAAUUUUAUUUACAUUCCGAAUGAAACCGAUAUAGAGAAAGAAAGAGGAUGGGUAGAUGGCAGGUAUGUUAUUGUGUGUGGGGAAAUACAGGAAUCAUUUGCAUAGGUUACGUGUCAUAGUGUGCUAGAUAUUUCAUGGAGUGUCAUUUCGAGCAGUUACUGCACGUUGUAGAACGGGGAACCAAUGUGAGGAGUCGUAUACCAUCAUCAUCGCAGACCAUGCAUAGAUUAGCUAAGAAAUGCCAACAGGUGUUUUAGUGUCCAAUAACGACAUAGCAUUAACGUUCAUAGUUUGAAUGUUUUGACGAUAGUUUUUCUGUGACAUUAUAUUCAUGAUAUUUGUGCUGUUAUUCAUGCUAUUGUGCUGUGCCGGUUACUUUGUGGUGUGCUAUUACACCCAUACAUUUAUACCAUGAAUGUAUAGGUUGAGUUAUUAUAUACAAGUCAGGAACUCGUGUAGCGAAUUGACACAGACGUCAAAACCUGCUUAUUAUUAUCCUGGCUCGUAUCAGAAAAAUGAACCUUGACCUGAAAUGAUGAAACUUCUACGAAUCUUAGUGUGCCUGGUUACAGCUGUUAAAGUUGCUGCUCAUCUUCUCACGUAUAGGCGAGUGUGGACCAAUCUAAACAUUACGAGAUGCAACAUGCCCGGUGAUGAGCACUUGGGUAACCCAAACCCCCUUAUUGUUAUAUCGUAGUGGACCAAGUGGAUCCGGUGUAAUGCACGCAAGGUCGACUGUAUAUAAUGAAUAAAUUUGCUUGGCUGCAUUGCCAAAUGCGUGGUUUGACUAGUUAA
Molecule: messenger RNA, 3179 nt
Organism: Priapulus caudatus
Lineage: Eukaryota; Metazoa; Priapulida; Priapulimorpha; Priapulimorphida; Priapulidae
Product: synaptic vesicle membrane protein VAT-1 homolog
Exons: 6
Coding region: 8-994 (328 amino acids)
Molecular function (GO): oxidoreductase activity
Source: RefSeq, a predicted model, not a curated record